AUGUCUCGCUCUCUCUCUCUCUCUCUCUCUCUCUCUCUCUCUCUCUCUCGCUGUUUCUCUCUUCAUUUGUACGCACAAAUACACACGCUCUCUCUAUCUCUCUCGUCGUUUUUAUCUAUUUCUUUAUCUUUAACAUUUUUUUCCUCUUUCUCAAGCUAUGUUAUUUUCUUUCUCUCAAUCCCCCUCUCUCUCUCUCUCUCUCUCUUUAUUUCUCUCUCUCGACUAUUUGAUACAUUUUUUCACUCACUUUUUCUCUCUCAUGAUUUCUUUCUUUUGCACGUCUCACUCCUUCUUUCCUUUCUUCCUUUCUUCCUUUCUCUCUCUUCCGAUCAUUUUAUUAUUUUUAUACUCUGUCUAUUCUUUGAUGUGUCUUUCUUUCAAUCAUUUUAUUUCAUUUAUAAUCAUUUUCCUUUGCUUUCAUUCAUUAUCUUUCUCUUUCUGUCAUUUUAUCAAUCAUUUUCUUUAUAUAUUUCAGUCCCGUGUCGUCUGUUUUCCUUUCUUUUUCUGUCAUUUUUUUUCUCUCUUCUUUUAACUCCCUCCCACCCUCUUUCACACAAUCAUUUGCUUUGCAUUCUUCCUCUUUUUUUCUUUCUCUCUCCCUUCCUAUCUCUCUUUCAUCUCUUUUUCGUUCUCUCUCUCUUUCACUCUCUCUCUUUUUCUCUUCUCCUCCUGUCAAUCAUUUUAUUUUUAUUUCAAAAUCUUCCGUUUGUAUUUCCAUCUCCAUUUUUCUAUCAAUGA
Acanthosepion pharaonis is the source of this 738-nucleotide messenger RNA. The record is from the annotation of a GenBank genome assembly. NCBI's taxonomy places the organism in Eukaryota, Metazoa, Mollusca, Cephalopoda, Sepiida, Sepiidae.